UAUUUAGUAUAAGUAAUUAUAAAAAGUAUAUUCUUAAAUCUGGAAAUUAAACAUUGAAGAAGAAGUCUCUCUAGAAGUUUUUCUGCGGAAUUGUAUCCCGAUACAUUUGAGUACUCACUGACAGAGAUUUAAAGUCAGAAUUUAUCACGAUGUUUCGAAAGUUUGAAGAGAAAGAGAAUGUGUCGUCAACAAGUCAACUGAAAAGUUCAGUUCAACGUCAGAUUCGAGCUGAUAUCAUCAGACAGAUGCCGUUACUAGAGGAAUAUAUGCAGGACAUCUGGCCGAAGAAAGAAAAUGCAAAAAUAAUGAAAUGCCACGAACAUAUUGAGAUAUUGACAGUUCAAGAUAAAUGUCUGUUCUUCAAGCAAAGAGAUGGACCAUGGUUUCCAGUACUGAGAUUAUUACAUAAAUAUCCAUUUAUUCUGCCACAUCAGCAAGUAGACAGAGGAGCCAUAAAGUUUGUUCUCAGUGGAGCCAAUAUAAUGUGUCCUGGUCUCACAUCUCCUGGUGCAAAACUAUCUCCAGGAAUUGAAGCAGAAUCUGUGGUUGCAGUAAUGGCAGAAGGAAAGGAACAUCCUCUUGCCAUCGGUUUAAUGAAGAUGUCGACAGAGGAUAUAAUCAAGAUCAACAAGAAUAUAGGAGUCGAGAAUAUUCAUUACUUGAACGACGGACUUUGGCAUUUGAAGAGUGGAGCAUGAAGCAUUCUCUCCAAUGGGAACACUGCUUAGAAUAUUGGGAAUGGGAACACUA
Styela clava is the source of this 750-nucleotide messenger RNA. Its product is annotated as malignant T-cell-amplified sequence 1-like. The record is from RefSeq and is a predicted model, not a curated record. Lineage: Eukaryota; Metazoa; Chordata; Ascidiacea; Stolidobranchia; Styelidae. Gene Ontology annotation, molecular function: RNA binding. Gene Ontology annotation, biological process: formation of translation preinitiation complex.